Molecule: messenger RNA, 2599 nt
Organism: Elaeis guineensis (African oil palm)
Lineage: Eukaryota; Viridiplantae; Streptophyta; Magnoliopsida; Arecales; Arecaceae
Product: protein LNK1
Biological process (GO): circadian rhythm; regulation of DNA-templated transcription
Source: RefSeq, a predicted model, not a curated record
UUUUUAAAAAAUUGACUUUGGGAGACGGCGGCAGUGGGAGGGGAAGGCUCUGGAGAAAGCGGGUGGAGAGCGAUUUCCUUCGCCCUUGAGAUCUUGGGUUAUGGUUUCUCGCUCUCGGAUCGGUUGGGUGUGGUGUUCUUGAGCUGAAACUGGGGAGGAGCGGGAGGCUGGAGCUCUGAGGGUUUGAGGUGCUUCUUUUAAGUAAAUAUGAAAUCGGAUUCGACGGCUUUUUAUAGCUUUGGUCCGGGUUAGAGUAUCUGGAGGGAUGUCAGAUCAUGAGAUUGAAAAUAUUGUUUGGGAUGGAUUUGAUGAGAGUAGUCAUCAUACAGAGCCUCAUCAAGGUGGUAACAGUGUUAAUGAAGCUGCAGCAUUAGGUGGCUUUCUUAAGAAGCCACAAUAUGAAGCAGGAAAUGAUGGUGGAAAGAGCACAAGCAGCAGAGGAUCUAAGAAUAAAAAUGUUCUUCUAGGAAAAGAAGAAGUAGCCUCUUGCCUUUCUCCAGAGGUUGGAAGCUCCACGCUACCAGAGGGUUCAUGGAUUCAUGCAUCUAGAAAAGUAGUUCCAGCAUUUUAUGAUCCUAAUUCCUUCAAUGGUUUCACUUCUCUAACUUCCCAAGAUGAUGCUGGACCUGUUUUUGUGGAAAAUGAAGAAACGAACAGAGAAAACGAUUUUCUGUAUCAUGAUUUGCCUGAUAUUGGCAAUUUCGAGGAUAUUGACAGACUGCUUAGGACUUGUGAUUCCACAUUUGGGCAAGGAAGCAGCAUUGCAGAAGAGCUAUCAUGGUUUUCAUCUUCUUCACAUAGCACCCACGGGAUAGGAGAUACUUCCAAGUCAUGCCCACAAUCUUCAGUUUUAUACCCAGCAUCUUUAAGGGGUACAUCAGCAUAUCGUAGUUCAAUAACCAACAUUUUGCCUGAAAAAGAUCUAUUGGCUGCUGACAGUGAUAAGAUCUUGAGUCAUGGUCACCAAUCUUUUGCAUUGGUUAGUGAUAGUGAAAAUAGGGGUGACUAUCCAGUACAAGAAAAGAUCAAUAUGCACUCAAAGCAUCUGGGAAGACAAUACUUAUUUGAAGGAAAUAAAAACGAUCAGUGCUCAGAAUCUACAAGUAACAAUUCUUUCUCUGUCCCUGGCCAAAUGCAAAAAUUUUCAGAUCAGGGUAAUCUCUCUCCAGUUUUCUCAGCUCAGGAACCUUAUUCAUAUCAAAAUUUUCCAAAGCAAAAUCAUUUCUGGGGUUCUGAUUCUUCAAGCUAUGUGCACACCUUCAGUCCUCAUGCACAGCUGGAGGGCAGCCUUACUUUGCAUCAGGAUCUGUUUACACAGACAACGUCGAGUAUUUUAUCUGGAAGUGAGUAUAAUCCUUCCCCUUCUUAUAAAAUCUCAGCACAUGUUGGAAAUUAUUUUCCACAGUGCAUGGAGAACUUGCCUGGUCCUUUGUCCGAGCCUCCAGCUAUGACGUCUGAGGAAAUCAAUGAAAAACCAUGCUUUGGACAGAACUUAUGUUCUUCAUUGACCAUUAAGCAUCAACCUCACCUGGCUCCAUCGACAAGUAUAACUUCAUGUCAGGAACAACACCAUAGAUUUCAGCAAGAAACUAUAGGUGACAGUGUACGAAAGGACAAACGCCUUAAAUUUUCAGCAACUGAUGUAGAUUCUUCAACAGUACAAGAAAGCCCUUACAUGAUAUCUGCUUUUUGUGAUGAUAUCUCACUGAAAGCAACUAGCUUUCAACAGCUUCACAAUGUCAUGAUUCAGUUGGAUGUUGGAACAAAACUAUGCAUACGAGAUAGCUUGUACCGUUUGGCAAGGAAUGCCAAAAAAAGGCAUAAUUUUGCUGGUGCAAACAAUUCCAGCAGAGAGAUUAGAGGAGGAAUUUUGGAUGCAGAGGAACCAAACAGGUCUGCAGAAUAUAUAACUACGGAAACUGAGACAAAUCCAAUAGAUCGCUCAAUUGCACAUUUACUUUUCCACAGAUGGUCAGAGACUGUGACAAUGUCAACUGAAAGUGCUAUAUCACUUGAAUCGCAUAUGAUUGAUGAACAUAUUCAUGGUCACAUUACAACUUCCAGGAAGUAACACCUCAUCCUUAUGGUCUAUCAACAAGUAUUCAUUAGUAGCAAUACAGUUCUGCAGGGGUACAUAUCAGCAAUAUGACAUUUUGGUGCUUCAGCCACUGCUCCCACAUGGACGGUUGCCCCUGCUCAGUAGUGUCAUUUGAGUGGUAUCAGAGGGAUGGACAGGCUUUUAUGCUGUAAUUUAUAAGUUCUCACAUGGUUAUAUAUCAUAUAUGAGCUGCAGUAACUUGUGUACCUUAGUUCUAUUGGAGUAGAUGGUUACUUUAUUUAUUAUGUACCACGUAUCCUUUUGGCUCCGUUGGAACUAACUAAAGGAUUUUGCUGUCCAAGGUGUUCUGUGAAAGAGAAAUUGGGAACAGUAAGGUCAGAUAUUAUGUGAACUCACUAGUUCUUUAAAUGCGUAUAAAUUUAGGUCAGUGCUCUGUAUCCAUGUGGAAGAACGUACAUGGUGCUUUUAGUUUAUUUGUUAUAUGCAUCUCUUGGAAAGCAGUAGAGAUGUGCAUUAUAUUGUGGUUCUUAUCCAUUAGUU